ACAAGCCAAAUAUUUGUCAUCAGACUUGUCUGCAGGACCUGUAGAUUUAUGUGAUUUCUUCUUCUCAAGGUCCCCAAACUAUCCUGAGGUUUCUGGCACCUGCCAGGAGUUGACUUGACUCACCUGGUAAGGCUGCUGGGAACUCUGUCAGCAAGGCAUCAGGCCAGUAUUUCCAGGGGGGUUGAUUGGCUCCACAAAGUCCACCUUAAUUCCUUCAAGCUGUCUGGUUAUUUCUGGGUCUUUGCAGGUGUGUCUCAAAUCCGACAUUCCUGUCAAAUCUUUGGUGAAAUAACCAAUGUGUCCAAUGGUGUCUUGUUACAAGGAGAACAGAUUCUCAUUGUACUUAAGCAAAAAGGAGGGGAGGACUCAGCACUCAGAUGUGUAGGAAUGUGUUUGCUUGUAGAUCAAGAUGGCAGUUGCAUACAUGGGAACUAAGGAGUUAAGGGGGGAAUCUGACAGAAGCAAGGCUGCCGAGACUCAGUCAGCAUCAGGAAAGGGUCCCAGCUGAGUCCUUCACAUGUGCGGAUUCACCACGGCCGAGCUGCCAUUGCCACCUGUGCCACUCGUUGGGAAUAGACCUUGGGAACAGAGUGGAGAGGAGGGGAAAGGGGUCAUUUGUCCAUACAGGCCCGAAUGGUCUGACCUUGUUCACCCUCAGACCCAUAGACCAUACCAGGGACCCCUUGGAUAGAGAACUUUGGCUGCCUGGUGAGGAGUAUGGUUACACCUGCCAAAGGGCAAAAAGAAAGGAGAAGGAGUCAAGGAACCCCCCUGAAGGGCAAGAGGGGAAAUCCCUCAUCCUGUUGGGCAAGGGGUGCCCCAUAGACGCCCCCUGGGACUUGGGAUCCUCACCAAGGAGGAACCUCUCAGGUGGAGGUUGUCAGCUGCCCAGAGAACACUAGAGUCAGGCCACCAAGGGAAACCCCCCAGAAAUUCCUAGGAAAUCCCAGGAGAGGCCGAGUAUAGCAGAGGGUCCCUGUGAAGGCCAUCAAAUGUGGGGUGACCUGAUCAGGGGGAGGCCCGCAGCUCAGGGGGUGAGAGAAUUCCCCCCAAGGCAGAACAGAGGAGAUGGGAGUUUGCCGAAUACCCUGCAAGGGAGCAGCAGGCAGGAUGGCAAAGGAGAGACUGUCUGCCGGGAGGCGGGGCUACAGUUAUGGGGUCAUGAAGGAGCAUGGGAACCUUUGGAAUGCUCCCUGUGUGGGACCUGUGCCCGGUUGUAAGUCGCAGGGGUUAGUUAGGGCCUGUGGCCAUUUUGAGGCAGGUCACUCAGGAGCCCGUGUGCAUUCAGCUGUGUGCUCACUGCGCCCUUUGCUGCAUAUCUUUCCAUCACUCAGGCCUGUUGCCUAAAAACGGUCCAUACACUGUGAUUCUUCCUCCUGUGUUAACGUGAGCGGUGGCUGUGUCCCCAUCAAUCCCUCAGGGACUCUUCCUUCUGGUGCCCUUUUCCUUGAAUUCUGGGCCCUGGGUUAAAUGUUUGAGCGGCCCUGCUAACUUCCACGUUUCUUAAGGCCCCGGACUCGUCUUACAAACCAGGUGUGCCAGGCACCCGGGCCCUGGCCUGUGUCCGUGCCCAGAGCCCACCUAAUCUGGGAAAAGGGUCGUGUCUGCCUCUGUCGGAAGAGAGGGGACGCCACCAGGCUUCUUGCCCUUGUUCCUUCCAGGGCGAGAGCUGCUCACAUCAAGCAGCACUGGAAUCUGAGUGUCCACACCAUUCUGACAUUCUGGUUCCAGUUCUUGGAGCUGAUGAGGCAUAAUCGUCUUAGAGCCAGCCAAGCGCGUGUCCUCCGGCCUCUGUGGUCUUUGAGGAUGUGGCUGUGAACUUCACCCCGGAAGAGUGGGCUUUGCUGAAUCGUAGUCAGAGGAAGCUCUACAGAGAUGUGAUGCUGGAGACCUGCAGGAACCUGUCUGCUGUGGGUUGUCGAAGUCAAGGUAACACAACUACAUCAAGGCCUCAGUGGAGCAUUUUGCUGAAUGAGCCGCCGGGGGAAGACAAAACAGGAAUAUUUACAAGAAAAGAUUCGUGUUCUGUUUUUGGAGAAAAGCAGACAUUUUGUAGCAGAGGAGAUCACCUGCAAACCCAGGAAGGGCAUUCAAGAAGUCCUUUGGUGGAAAGUGUCUGUGAACGUAUUGAAGGAGAUCCAUGUGGAGAAACCCUGAACCUGAUUACAAGUCUUACUGUGCAUGAGGGUUAUCCUACUAGAGGCAAAUCCUGUCAACAUGCUAAGCAUAGAGAAGCCUUCGCAGAUGGUUCCUUCCUUGGGAAGCCAAGAGGAUCUCACCCAGGACUCAAACCUAGUCCUGGUGAGGAGUGUGGGCUAGCCUGCAGCUGCGUCGUGAGCCUUAGCGCUCACACGGACACAGACCUUAUAGAGGAACCCUAUGAAAGUCAGGACACUGGGAGAGUAUCUAAGACAUCGAAGAGGCUCAGUAGUAAAAAAUCUCUAGAGUGCAAGAAAUGUGGAAAAGCUUUCACUCGCACGUCUUCCUUUCAGGGUCAUGUGCGAGGUGACUGUGGAAAGAGAGUCCAUGCGUGUGACGUGUGUGGGAAAGUCUUCAGGUAUAACUCAAGCCUGCAGACACAUAAGAAAACACACACUGGGGAGAAGUCCUAUGAAUGUCAGCACUGUGGGAAAGCCCUCUCUGGUCGCAGUGCCCUUGUAAGGCAUGUGAGAACACACACAGGGGACAGACCCUAUGAAUGUAAGGAAUGUGGGAAAUCUUUUUGGAAUUGUGGACAUUUUAAUCGGCACAUGACCAUGCACAGUAUGGUGAAACCCUGUGAAUGUAAGCAGUGUGGCAGAGCCUUCCGGGAUCAGACAGAUCUGCGAAUCCAUAUGAGGACACACACGGGGGAAAGACCCUUUGAAUGUCAGCAAUGUGGGAAAGCCUUCAGAUAUCUUGGAAAUCUGCGAGAACAUAUGCGGACACACACGGGGGAGAGACCCUAUGAAUGUCAGGAGUGUGGGAAAACCUUCAGGUACAACUCAAGUCUGCAAGCUCAUGUGAGGACACACACGGGGGAGAGACCCUAUAAAUGUCAACACUGUGGGAAAGCCUUCAUUCGACACCACACCCUCGUACUACAUAUUAUGAGAAGACACUCAGUGGGCGGACACUUGGAAUGUAAGGAGUGUGGGGAAACUUUCAGGAAGCAUCGACCUUUUGAACGUCACAUGACCACACACAAUGUAGUGAAACCCUAUGAAUGCGAGGAGUGUGGCAAAGCCUUCAGGUAUCACAGAGACCUACAAAUACACGCGCGGACACACACUGGGGAGAGACCCUAUAAAUGUCAGCACUGCGAGAAAGCCUUCACCUCCUCUGAGAACCUGCGAGUACACGUUAGGACACACACUAGAAAGUGACCCUAUGAAUGUCAGCAGUGUGGGAGGGCCCUCAAGUGUCCAUCACACCUGGAAACACACAUGUGGACACACACUGGGGAGAGACACCAUGAUUUUAAGGAGUGUGGACAAACUUUCCAGAAGCGUGAACAUUUCAAACGUCACUCGAACACGCACAGUGCAAUGAAACUCUGAAUAAGCAGCGUGGCCUCCUGGGAUCACACACAUCUGCAGGUACAUAUGAGAACACACACUGGGGAAACUUCGUAAAUGUCUGCUCUGUGGGAAAGCCUUCGUUUGUCUCUCUUCCCUUCAAGGACACACGGGCAAGCACAGUGACGUGAAACCCUAUAAACUUCAGCACCGUGGAAAAGCCUUCAGGUAUCCCAGGAAUCUGUGAGCACAGACACACUGUGGGAAAGCAUUUAUUCUCCCUUAAAAUUUUAUUGGGAAUGUGAGCCAACACACUGGAGAUGAUCCUGAACAAACAAGAUUUUGGGAAAACAUCAGGUAUAGAACUUGAUGUAUUUUGUUCACAAAAAUUCCGGCAGGACAGAAAUCUUUUCAUUGUUAUGAAUAUGACUUUGUCUUUCAAAGUGCCUCUUCCUUAAUGGGGAUCCCAAACGGAUGAAUUCCUAGUUCAUGUCACUGAUAUGAAUGCUAAUGGUUUUAAGUGGCCUUUCUCCUCUGCAUCUGUACAACAUAGAUGUUGUUGUCUCAGAUUUCAAGUAAUCACACUGUUGUGCACAACAUGUCUCCUUUGCAUUAGUAUAUAUCUUGGACCCAGGAGUGAGAAGAGAGUGUGUGUGUGUGUGUGUGGCAGUGUGUGUACCACUUUAUAUAAUUAUAGAAAAAGAUUUCUUUAAUUUCACCUUGCAGAAUGUUUCUAGUAUACGAUCACACCACGUAGACUUCUAUUGUUGAAAGCUCUGUUCUCUGUUGCAGAUACUGGAAUUUCCUGAGUCAGUACCUGCUCUUCUAUUCAAUCCUUAUUAUUAA
Messenger RNA from Prionailurus viverrinus (fishing cat), 4343 nucleotides. RefSeq names its product zinc finger protein 77-like. Lineage: Eukaryota; Metazoa; Chordata; Mammalia; Carnivora; Felidae. The record is from RefSeq and is a predicted model, not a curated record. Gene Ontology annotation, molecular function: DNA-binding transcription repressor activity, RNA polymerase II-specific. Gene Ontology annotation, biological process: negative regulation of transcription by RNA polymerase II. The transcript is spliced from 4 exons. Bases 1881 to 3365 code for a protein of 494 amino acids.